This is a messenger RNA of Paramormyrops kingsleyae, 4800 nucleotides long. RefSeq lists its product as uncharacterized. Gene Ontology annotation, molecular function: vinculin binding; intermediate filament binding; structural constituent of cytoskeleton. Gene Ontology annotation, biological process: intermediate filament cytoskeleton organization; fast-twitch skeletal muscle fiber contraction. The record is from RefSeq and is a predicted model, not a curated record. Gene Ontology annotation, cellular component: neurofilament cytoskeleton; costamere; sarcolemma. NCBI's taxonomy places the organism in Eukaryota, Metazoa, Chordata, Actinopteri, Osteoglossiformes, Mormyridae.
CCUACUCCUCUCCGUGUGCUGCACUUGUCUAUGUUGCCGCAUCUCAGACGAAACUCCAAGCGACACGUAACGACUCGGCAUCGUCCAAGAGGAACACACAGCAUCCAAAAGUUACACGAUAGAUAACGCAGAACUAACAAUGUUACAGUUCAGGAGAACGUUUGAGAAUGAAAAAGUCCAGCUGCAGGAAUUAAACCGCAGACUAAGUCACUACCUGUCCAGAGUGAAACAUCUGGAACAAGAAAACGCCUGUCUGGUAAAAGAAAUAAGCGUGGUUAGAAAUGAGAGAACUUUCGAGUGGGAAGAUCAGUACUUGGCCGAACUGCGGGAACUUCGGACAACGGUGGACCAGCUAGCUUUUGAGAAGUCUAAAGCCGAGGUAGAACGAGAGAGGCUGCGACGAGAGUUUCAGACGGUUCAGACGCUGCUCUUCGAGGAGUCGGGAAUGUGCCGUGACAUCGAUGGGGAGCUGAAAGCCUGCAAGGUGCAAUUUCAGCAAGCGCAGGCGAAGAACGCCGACCUGGAGGACUUUUUGUUCCAGCUGGAAAACGAAAGCAGGCUUCUACAAGAAGAACACAGACGAGAAAUCUCCCAUGUCAAGAACACCAUUUACUCCAGAGCACUGUCCAAUGUCACCCAGACGUACCGAGCUGUUCCGCCGAUCACGGUGGAAGAGGUGGAGCAGUGCGCGCUCAGCAUGUCGGAUAACUGUAUGGAGAUGUUCGAGGUGUACCGAAAAAGGGUUGAAGACCUGGAGGAGUCCCUCAGGGCGGACGAGGCUAAGGUGGAGGAUUUGCGCAGAGAGAAAAACCAGUAUGCCACCGACUUUGAGAAGCUACGCUAUGAGCUUGAGGAGCAAAACAGACUGCAGGUGCACCUUGAGGGACAGCUGAAGAACACGCAGGACAAGUACAGGGGGGAGCUCGACCAUUACCAGAUGAUUGUAGAGGAUCUGGAGCAGGAGCGGAUGUUUCUGACCAGCGCCAUUGCAGACAAGCUUAAGGAACAUCAGGAUCUCAUGCAGGUUAAGAUGGGCCUCAGCCUAGAGUUGGCUGCUUACAGGGCACUACUGGAAGGAGAGCAACGAGAUGCAUAUCUCUCGGCAGGCCGGUAUUUAAGAGAAGCACCAAGACGAAUAGGCUCUUCCAUAGUCAGACAAGACAGAAGACCACCUGUAAACACAGGUUUUGAAACCAGAUACAUCGAACAAGUGAGAAGUUCAAAAACUUCCCCUGGCAUCAGUCAUUUCAGAUCCUAUGAAGGCCCUGGUGCAACCAUUGGGCGAGCAUCAAGCAGAAGAGACAUCAUGUUAUGCAGCAAAACACCACAAGUACCCAUAAUUGCUGUAAGGCCAGUGACGACGUUACAGAAAUGUGAUCUGAAAACUGAAAUAGCGGAAGAAGUAAUGGUGCAAAAGAAAGAUGUCUCUCAGCACUCUGUGAAUCAUCAGCAGUCCGUAAAGGAUUUCAGUCCUCUUCCCUCACCAACAUCAGAUCAGAGGGAAAUAGACCGGGAAGAAGCAAAUAAAACGUGUGUGAGAGUUGUGUCCCCUCCAAUGAUGAGUUUAAUUACAAUGUCAGAAAAAGAAGGCGGGGAGGAUGCCGGAGACGUUAAGGCUGAUGAGAGUGAGGACAGAAAGGAAGCUGAUUACAAUGUCAUUCUGGAGCAAGGAAAGAUUGACGAGGAGGAGGAAGUGGAAGGUGCUCUGACACUAGAGGAGGUCACAAUAACGACCCAGGAUGAUUUUUCAGAUGAUUCACAAAUUAAAGAGGAGGAGGAGAGUAAGAGGAUUGAUCCAGCUGAGGAGCAGGAGGAAGGGGAAGGUUCUCAGAAGGAGGAGGUCACAGUAAUAACCCAGGAAGAAUUUUCAGAUGACUCACAAAUUAAAGAGGAGAAGGAGAGUAAGAGGAUUGAUCCAGCUGAGGAGCAGGAGGAAGGGGAAGGUUCUCAGAAGGAGGAGGUCACAGUAAUAACCCAAGAAGAAUUUUCAGAUGACUCACAAAUUAAAGAGGAGAAGGAGAGUAAGAGGAUUGAUCCAGCUGAGGAGCAGGAGGAAGGGGAAGGUUCUCAGAAGGAGGAGGUCACAGAAAUAACACAGGAAGAAUUUUCGGAUGACUCACAAAUUAAAGAGGAGAUGGAGAGUAAGAGGAUUGAUCCAGCUGAGGAGAAGACCAUUGCAACGGUAAGCCUGGAAGAAAUUAUUGAAAAGGUUAUAAAGCCUGCUGGUCUGGAUGCACAUCUUAGUUCAUCACCAGACUCAAAGAUCACUUAUCAUGUUGAGAAAACAGAAGCAGAGAAUGGCAAAACCCAGAUAAUACUAGAGUCAAAGAUAGAGGAGGAUCUGGAUGUAUCUGAUGAGGCUUUGGAAGAGCUCCUCAGCAAAGAAGUUAAAAAAGUCACUCUAGAGGAUGUCAAAGGAACUGCUGCUGGAAGCAUGAUUGAAAACUUGCUUUCUUUUGGGCUAGCAAAAGGCGAGAACUUGGAAAAGCUGUCAGUAAAUGUUGAAAUAAUUGAGGAGCCGCUGGAAGCACACAGCAAGGAGGACAGCAAAGUCACUCCAACAACAGCAUUCUUUCAGUCUUCUUCAAAAUGUAUCCAAAUUGAAGAGUUGGAGAAUGACCCUCCACCGCCUGAACAUUAUGACAGUGGUGUUGAAGAAUUAAAGACUUCAAUGAUAGCCAAAGAAUAUGGAACAGGAGAAUCAGCGGAAGUGCAAGAGGGUUUGAAAGUUACAGAUGUUACAUAUUAUAUUCAAGAAACUGAAUAUUUCGUGUCCACACCGGAUGAUGAUCCUGAGGAAGGCCCUUUAUCGUCUUCUGAACAUUGUGAAGCAGUUCAUGGCUUGUCAGAUGAAAUGUGCAAUCAAGAAGGACCUGCAAUCAGCCAAGAGGAUUCUGGUAGUCAAGAAUUAGAAUCCAAGGUAACAUAUAUGAUCAGUGAACUUGCCUGCAGUGAGGACAGAGAUUUACUAUGUGUUGUAGAAGAAGAAAUUCAAGUCUCUCCCCAAAUGAAAGAGGCUACGCUAGAUGUUCUGCAAGAAGACUCAAAGGACCCAAAGCAACAGCUGAGGGAACCUUUGGAAGAGCUCCAAGGAGAAGUGAGUGGGGAAUUAAAGGAAAAUGUAUCUCUUAUCACAAGAAAUGAUGAAGAAGGUGAUGAUGGUCUGUCUGUGGACAUCAGAAAAGUACAGAAGGAUUCGGAUGAGAAUUCAAUGACCAUUGUAGCAGAGAUCAAUGUUUCACAGACUCUAGAAGGUUCUGAACUGUUGGAGGAGCAGGACAAAGAUACGUUUCAAGAGACAGAACGGUCAGUAAAUGUAGACGGCAGUACAGAGGAACAUAACAGUGUUAGCCGUUCUGAGGAAUCCAGUACGCCUCAGACUGAUGUCAGGAUCAGGGCUCCUCAUCCACAGGCAGAUAGAAGUGAGGAGGUCAGUCAGGAGGGGGAUUUGAAGACAUGGCAGGAGUACACCGCAGAGUGCACCGAAACCAGCCAGGUGCUACAAAGCAAAGAAGCUCUACCCCAGUUAAAAGUGAGUCAAGAGGAAACAAUCGUCUACUUGGAAAGCCGUGAAGAAGCAUAGUCACCCUAGUUCUAAUACAGUACUGCUUGGCUCACUGUACCAGUGACCAUGACCACCUGUCACCUACAGCAUGACAUGUUUUGUGUUCGAGUCUCAUUAGGGGUGAUAUCAUUUUAACUGUAGCUCAGCCGCAUUAACUGAAAUAUCCUUGCUGUUCCAAGCCUAAAAUAUUUUAGUACAUAUUUAGAAUAGCAUGAAUAGCAGAAAUCAAAAGACCGCAACAACAGCUUAAAUCUAAUCUAAAAAUUUCAUUACAGGUCUGAUGUAACAGUUUGGCUGCAUACAUGUUGCUGUUCAUUCAUGUAACACGUUUGUAUAGCUGGCGUUUACAGUUGGUAACAGCUUUAUGGCUACUUUCCUGCAUAGUGUCAUUUAAGACAUUUAGUUAGGUGUGAUGCGCUGGACAGAAAGACCUUUUAUCUGAAAUGUUUGGUUUUUGGGUGCACCAGUAUUUUUCUGAAUAUACUAUAAUUACCAGGAGAACAAUCUUACCUGAACUCAUGUCAUUUUUUUAAUGUGACACAUUCUUGCACACAUUUGCUAUUCUUUGUAGUUAGUUAGGAAUGAGAAGCUGAGUGUGAAAAUAAACACACUUGUUUGUUCGAUCGCCUUGGGAUGGACUGGCCUGCUGUCCAGGGGGAUUCCCUGCCCUAUGCAGUCUGGCCAGGCUCCAAGUCUCCCAUGACCCUCACCAGGGUACAGAGUGGGAAAGUGGAUGCAUGUUUCUUCAAGCUGAUUAGUCAGAAUAAAAUUGAGUUGCUCAGGCAGGAUUGCUAAGAUGGCUUUUCUAGGCACGGAGGGUCACCUGAUGUUCUGUUUUACUGGGUUCAUCUUGGUUAUGGGAUGAAUCACCGGGUCACCCGUGAAUUAUUAUUGAACCGAGAGGAAGCACCUUUCAGCAGAGAGAUCGGCUUAAUGCUCAAGCAUCCUGUGCAGUUUAAAUUUCACUGAAGAGAUCUCCAUAAGAGCUUUGUUUGUAAAUGAUGGACAGUGUCGUCCUGUAAACCACAAACAACAGAACACCAUUGAGUACAAAUAUCAUGUAAAAAAUAUUAAAUGGAUAUAUGAUUGUACCCUUUGGAAGCUUCUAAGGAUGUAUUGUUCAGUGGCAGUUUUCAGUGUGACCCUGUGCUGUAAGAUGGAUGGAUGGAUGGACUGAAUUUUUUAUUUUUAUUUUUUUACAUGCUGACAAUAAAAUCCAUGGAGUGUGUCUGUGA